AUGGCGUUGCAGCUGGAUGGUGUGUCUGCUUGCAGUAGUGGAGAGGAGGUUCAGUACGGAAAAUGUAAUGAAGACCGUGCCGGCAGCCAGCAGUCAGAAGCUGAUAAGGUUCUUCUUCAGAUGUGGGAUGAUGCUGAUGUCCAUUAUGGAAGUAUUUCUGACCUGAAUGAUGAUGAAUACUUGCCCUCAGAUACUAAAGAGAAGGAAGGCAGUGAUGAGGGGGAAGAGGAAGAUAAUGAAGAUGACGACAUUCACCAUGACGAUGCUAUGUGGGAUGAUGCUGAUGUCCAUUAUGGAAGUAUUUCUGACCUGAAUGAUGAUGAAUACUUGCCCUCAGAUACUAAAGAGAAGGAAGGCAGUGAUGAGGGGGAAGAGGAAGAUAAUGAAGAUGACGACAUUCACCAUGACGAUGCUAUGUGGGAUGAUGCUGAUGUCCAUUAUGGAAGUAUUUCUGACCUGAAUGAUGAUGAAUACUUGCCCUCAGAUACUAAAGAGAAGGAAGGCAGUGAUGAGGGGGAAGAGGAAGAUAAUGAAGAUGACGACAUUCACCAUGACGAUGCUGUAAAAGGGGAAAGUGGGAAUAAUACUGGAAGCCCAAAUUAA
This is a messenger RNA of Schistocerca americana (American grasshopper), 603 nucleotides long. Its product is annotated as aspartate and glycine-rich protein-like. The record is from RefSeq and is a predicted model, not a curated record. The transcript has 5 exons. Lineage: Eukaryota; Metazoa; Arthropoda; Insecta; Orthoptera; Acrididae. Bases 1 to 603 code for a protein of 200 amino acids.